UCAAUUAUUGACCAAAAAAAAAAAAAAAGCACACAUCAACGUCGUCCCACGGACAUUUUUUAUAUUUUUAUUUCCGGUCAAAGUAAGCCAAUCGUCUUCCUUCAAAUUCUCAAAGGGCAGUUUCCGCCGCCAUCGUCCUCCCGGCCCCGCUGACCGACCGACUGUCCAGAUUGCUGCGCGGCAGACAUGGGGAGGAUUGGUUUGCUCGUGUCGGAUAUGAUAAUCUCGUUCAUGUGGGUAUGGUCGGGGGUCUUGAUCAAGAUCUACGUGUUCAGCAUUCUGGGGUUUGGUCACGGACCCGGCGGUGAGAUCAUCAAGUGCGCCCUUUCGAUUGUGAACAUGUUCUUCUUCGCGUUGCUGGGAAAGGUUACCAACGGCGGCACCUACAAUCCUUUGACCGUGUUGUCCGGCGCAAUUACUGGGGAUUUCAGCCGCUUCCUUUUCACUGUUGGUGCCAGAAUCCCUGCUCAGGUUAUCGGCUCUAUUGCUGGCGUUUGGCUCAUAAUCGCGGCCUUUCCUGAAGUAGGUCAUGGUCCUCGCUUGAACGUUGACCUCCAUCGAGGUGCGCUCACAGAAGGGUUGCUGACAUUUGCGAUUGUUACCGUCUCGCUUGGGCUUGCCAGAAAAAUCCCCGGGAGUUUCUUCACGAAGACUUGGAUCUCGAGCGUUUCCAAGUUAACUCUUCAUAUUCUCGGCUCUGAUCUGACUGGCGGUUGUAUGAACCCGGCUUCUGUGAUGGGAUGGGCUUACGCUCGUGGCGACCAUUUCACGAAGGAGCAUAUCAUGGUUUACUGGCUCGCCCCGAUGGAGGCAACUCUGCUGGCAAUAUGGACAUUUAGGGUCGUCGUUCCACCAGCCCAGGAGGACAAGGUCGACGUGAAGGCUAAACCAGAAUGAAGAAAUUCCACUGCAUUUCUCGAGAGCCUGGUGACGUGUUCAUGGCAGCGCGAAUCAGUAACCCAGCUACUUCCGACUUCCUUAACCAGUCCUUUCGUCUCUAUAACGCUUCUCGCAACAUGGCCACUGGACAUUAUCUUUUCUGUCGGGUCUUCUCAUUCUACGUUCUCGGCUUCUCAUCCUAAAAUGUUGCACGAUGAUCAUAACCCGUCUAGUUUCUUUUUCACUUUUAAAGAUCUAACUCUGCUAGAAAUUUGUCAAAUCCGAAAUACUUUGCCUACAUGACUCACAUUCUCCAUCUCGCACAACCGAAAUGGAUAAUGUAUUCUUGAUUGAUUUAAGGCGUAGCGAAGCAAAAUCUACGAUUGCA
Messenger RNA from Malus domestica (apple), 1267 nucleotides. Its product is annotated as probable aquaporin SIP2-1. Gene Ontology annotation, molecular function: channel activity. The record is from RefSeq and is a predicted model, not a curated record. NCBI's taxonomy places the organism in Eukaryota, Viridiplantae, Streptophyta, Magnoliopsida, Rosales, Rosaceae. Gene Ontology annotation, biological process: transmembrane transport. Gene Ontology annotation, cellular component: membrane.